Papilio xuthus (Asian swallowtail) is the source of this 1584-nucleotide messenger RNA. RefSeq lists its product as uncharacterized. NCBI's taxonomy places the organism in Eukaryota, Metazoa, Arthropoda, Insecta, Lepidoptera, Papilionidae. The coding region runs from base 354 to 1199 and encodes 281 amino acids. The record is from RefSeq and is a predicted model, not a curated record. The transcript is spliced from 2 exons.
CAAAAAGAUAAUUUUAGCAUAUUACCUGUUUGAAUAAAAAGGCAUUUUUAGUAAAAGAUUUUUUCACAUAUGUACAGAAGAAAUAAGAUCGAUUUUGCUAAGAAAGUUAUUCUAAUCGUUUUAAUAUUAAAUCGAAUUAAUUGUUUGUUGCUUGCGAAACGAGUCAGGUAUGGCAACACUAUUCCUUCCGUCUGUUAUGUGUACAAAUGGCGGAUACUUUUCUUGUUAAGCAAUUAUUGUAUUCAAAUAAACAUAUAUUCUGUGAUAUGGAUACGCACAAAGUGAAUUAUGGUGUAACAUUGUGAUGUAAAAGUGUUCUAAUAUUCCAAUCGGACUUACAAUAAAGUCAAAACAUGGAAAAUCAUAUGCACGAAGUUCCAAUUUUAAAUCAACAUGAAGUACCGAUUAUGAAUCCUCAUAUGAAUUCCAUGGUAAUUCCUCAGCAACAACCGCAACAACAAACACAACAGCAACAGAACCAUCAACAACAACCACAACAAAACCUCCAACAACAACAAAACCAUCAACAACAACCAUCUAAUAACCAAAUAAAUCAUCAAACAAACCCUGAAGCACCUACAGUAGUCACCGAUGACUUAAAACCUAAAUUAGAAAAGAAGAAAAAGGAAGCAAUAGAUGGACAAGCGAGGGAAAUAAUUUUUAAAGUGAUAAAAUUCUUUGAAAGUGAAAAACAAAACAGAGGUUAUGCAUAUCCUGUAGACAAUGUUGUUAAACGCGCUUGCGCUGCUACUGGCCUAUCAGAGAGCACAAUAAAAAGAAUAAAAAGGGACGGAUUACGCGCCGAAGCGACCCACACUAAAAUGACAGGACCUAAGAAGAAAAGAGUUAGAAAAACUAAAGUUCAACUAGAUUAUUUCCAAUUGUGUGCUUUAAGAGGCAUCGUUAAUAGUUAUGGUGGUAGGAAAGAAGUACCUACGUUAGGUAAGAUUUUAGCUGCUGCAAAACACGAAUUAAACUACAGAGGUGGUAAGGAAUCUCUAAGAUUGAUAUUAUUAAACAAAUUAGGUAUUAAAUUUAAGAAAUGUGAAAAAAAAAAUAAGAAACCUCCAGAACAAAAUGUACUACCAAUGCAACAGUUACCAAAUGUGAUACAUCCACCUAUGCAGCAAGUUAAGCCAGUUGAGAACCAGUAUAUGUACAAUAAUAUGAUGCCACAAGUCCCUCCAGUAUCAUAUUAACAUUUAGUGCUGGCACACCAGAGAAGGAAAAAGUAACAUUCAGCAAAAAUAAUCUAUACGAAAAAUAAAAUAGAAUGCUGGCCAGUACAUUUAAUACUAAAGAGGUUUUACAUCAAUUACAUUGAAAGGGACAAUACAAGGAAUGGUUGAUUUGAAGAGAUAACAACAUGUUUGAAAUAAAUAUUUUGGUUUUAGAAAUUCACAGUGAAUGUUACUUAUAGAGGGUGCUUCUUUUACAUUUGAAAGAAAACAGUGAUAUGGAUUGUUGAAAUUAAAGUUUGCGGAACAAAGUGAUAGUGUUUCAAUAAAACAUUUAAAGACAUGAAAACUGUGUGUAACAUGCAAAUAAGGAAUUAUAUAGUUUAAAGAUAUAUUCAGCAUCACA